Ilex paraguariensis (yerba mate) is the source of this 918-nucleotide messenger RNA. The record is from the annotation of a GenBank genome assembly. Lineage: Eukaryota; Viridiplantae; Streptophyta; Magnoliopsida; Aquifoliales; Aquifoliaceae.
AUGAAACCCUUGUUUAAGGAUCAACCAUUUCCUGAUGUUUCAAACGAUACAUCAACAAAUGAUCAAUCUAAAUAUGAUCAAGAGAUGGGUUCUACUUCUAAUACAAUGUCAAGGAACAGAGAAGUGUUGAUGAAGAACUCGGGUUUUCACUGUUUUCCCAUUGGAAUGGAUCUUCUUACUCUUGUUCGAAUGGUUGUGGCAGAGGCAGUGGGAAGUUUCAUAUUGAUGUUCUGUAUAUGUGGGAUCAUAGCCAGCAUGCAGCUGAUGGGAGGCCAAGUAGGACUGUUGGAAUAUGCCACCACAGCUGCUUUGACAGUGGUUGUUGUGGUUUUCUCUAUUGGCUCAAUCUCUGGAGCUCAUGUUAAUCCUGCUGUCACCAUAGCUUUUGCAACUGUUGGUCCAUUUCCAUGGUCCAAGGUUCCACUUUAUGUAUUGGCACAAGUGGGAGGUUGUGUGUUGGCUACGUAUGUGGGAAAGUUAGUGUAUGGCAUAAAAUCAGAGCUUAUGGCUACCAGACCACUCCAUGGAUGCUCUGCUGCUUUCUGGGUGGAACUCAUUGCCACUUUCAUUGUUGUGUUCCUAGCUGCAUCCUUGUCAAAUGAAACUCAAUCCAUGGUUGACUUGGAUGAGGCUUUUUUACAGGUAGGGCAGUUGUCUGGGUUUGUUGUUGGAGUAGCCAUUGGACUAGGAGUGCUGAUCUGUGGGCCUGUUUCAGGAGGGUCAAUGAACCCAGCAAGGUCAUUAGGGCCUGCAAUAGUUUCAUGGAAGUUUGAUCACCUUUGGAUCUAUCUCACAGCACCAACUAUAGGAGCCAUUGGAGGUGCCCUCUUGUACCGUGUUCUUCGUCUUCAAGGAUGGUCUUGUAAAUCUACCACCCCCAAUCCAAAUGCCCGUGUUCUUGAUCACUCUUUGCAUUAG